AUGACCCAAUCCCUCCAAGACCACAUAAACACCCUAGACACCCUCCCCCUCACCGAAGCAAUCAAAGCAAUAACAACCCUAACUCCAGACCUCAAACCAAGCAUCCAAACAAAAUACGGCUACUUCGUCACCCACAGCGCCUACUCUGGCAUCGCCGACCUAGAAGACCUAGGCCGACUAUGGCUCAAAAGCGCCACCGACUGCUUCGAGCAGAACGCACCACUAAAAGUACGUCUCCUGCACUACAGCCAGACAGAAACCUUCAACGACCUCUAUGGCGGACUCUACAGAGCCCUCAAUGCCGGACUGAAAGACGGCUCGGUGGAACCGCCCGUGGCGGAUCCCGAGGCUGGGUGCUCGUGCUGUGCGGGGGUGCCGAGUUCGGUCAUACUGUGUGGGUUUUCGGAGAGGGAUGCUUUCUACUUUCGGCUGGAGGAGUAUAGGGCUCAUUGGGGGGAGCAGGCGAAUUCAGGGUCUAGAUGGCGCGAUGGGGUUUGUUACUGUGAAAAUGCGAGUUUGGAGCAGGUUCAGGAGGCUUUGGCGAGGGAUCCUGGGGUUGAGGUUUUGAGUAUGCUUUAG
Messenger RNA from Penicillium nucicola, 579 nucleotides. RefSeq lists its product as uncharacterized. The record is from RefSeq and is a predicted model, not a curated record. Lineage: Eukaryota; Fungi; Ascomycota; Eurotiomycetes; Eurotiales; Aspergillaceae. The coding region runs from base 1 to 579 and encodes 192 amino acids. The transcript has a single exon.